Oppiella nova is the source of this 1223-nucleotide messenger RNA. The record is from the annotation of a GenBank genome assembly. NCBI's taxonomy places the organism in Eukaryota, Metazoa, Arthropoda, Arachnida, Sarcoptiformes, Oppiidae.
AGUCAACUAAACGCCACAAUCGAUGAAACGAUUGCCAACAAUAGCACCGAUAAAGUGAAGUCAACGCCGGAAGGGAUGCUCUGCGCGUACGGAUCACUCAUUACGAUGGCUUUGAUCCCCAUCUUCUUCGGCGCCUUCCGUUCAGUGAUUCAUCACAAACAGCAACGAGAGUCGGGGGAACAGCCGGAGACGAUGACCCACAAAGACGCCGCAAUGUUUCCACUCAUCGCCAGCGCCGCCCUCUUCGGCCUCUAUAUCUUCUUCAAGGUGUUCUCCAAAGAGUACAUCAAUCUCUUACUCACCGGUUAUUUCUUUCUCCUCGGAGUCCUGGCUAUGGCUCACAUAUUGAGUCCAAUUGUGAACGGAUUGAUCCCAAAAUCAUUUCCAGUAAUUCCUUACCAUCUGAUCUUCAAUAAAGGAAAUGAUGACAAAACGGAGUCUCUAAUAGACUAUCGUUUCGAUUCCAGAGAUUUCCUGACACUUGCCGUCUGUGCGGUUCUCGGCGUUUGGUAUCUCUUCAAAAAGCAUUGGAUCGCAAACAAUCUGUUUGGUCUGGCAUUUGCUGUCAAUGGCGUCGAGUUAUUGCAUUUGAAUAAUAUCGUCACCGGAUGUAUACUUCUCGGCGGACUCUUCGUGUACGACGUCUUCUGGGUCUUUGGAACCGAUGUCAUGGUGACGGUCGCCAAGUCGUUCGAAGCGCCCAUUAAACUGGUCUUUCCUCAAGACUUCCUCGAGAAUGGAGUCAAUGGGACCCACUUUGCGAUGUUAGGGUUGGGAGAUAUCGUGAUUCCCGGCAUUUUUAUCGCUCUGUUAUUGCGGUUUGACGUGAGGUUAGGUCUGAAGAGGAAAGGAAACGUGUAUUUCUACACCAGUUUCGUGGCGUAUAUCUUGGGACUAGUGUUGACGAUCGUAGUGAUGGCAUACUUCAAACACGCACAGCCGGCGCUUCUCUAUUUAGUGCCCUUUUGUAUUAGUUUUCCACUUUCUGUCGCUUUGAUUAGGGGUGACAUUAAAGCUCUCUUCCGCUAUGAAGACCACCCGUCGGCCGAUAAAGACGGCAAGACUGAGGACAAGAACUCGACCGCAAAGUCUACAAAAAAGGAGACAAAGAAAGCCCAAUAGUAUUGAUUAAUAACGGUAUUUGAAUUACAAAUCUAUUGUAAUAAUGGUUAUGUGUCUCUGAAAUCUCUUAACUCUAUUGUCAUUAUAUUAUAUUUAAAUUU